AGAGGAAAAUCCCAGCGUCACACUUCUCGAGAUCGCUCCCUCGACUGCUGCUGCUACUGCUCGUGGUGGCUCAUCGUCGUCGCCGUCGUCGUCAUCGCAACGAAAAGCGACGGAGUGUGUGUGCCUCGCGAAAGGAGCUGGCCCGGCGAUGAAGAAGCAUUUCCCGUCGAAGAAACCGUUGAAUCUGAUCACCAUCUGGGGAAAUGCUAGAACGGGAAAAUCUUUCUUCAUGAACGCCCUCAUUGCUCCGGAGAGAGACGACAACAACAAUGCCAGCAGCGAAAAGGACGUAUUCGCGGUCGAAGGAGGAUCAUGGCCCUGCACUGUAGGCGCCUCCAUGUCGACAACGACCCGCUCUCUAGAGCAGAUUUCAUCUGCAUCUUCACCUCCCCCUUCCUCCGCAGCUAGCGGCGGAGGACGGCGGAGUUGGUGGUGGAGGUCCUCGACCGAGCAGGCUUUGACAGGAGCAUCGCAGCCGCAGCAGCUGCCGGAUAUUGGAUUCGUGGACGUGGAAGGCCAGGGAGACAAGGGCGAUUCGUACGACACAAAACUGGUAGCCCCGCUCCUUCUUCUCUCUAAGGUUGUCAUCUACAACUGGCAAGGACUUCCCAACAGGGCCACCACGCUUGACAAGCUGUCAGCCAUGACGUACGCCGCGAGCCUGCUGAGCCCAGAAGAACGCGAGGACUCUUUCGGGCACCUGAUUAUUCUCCUGCGUGACGUGACCAGCAUGCAAGAGCAGAGUGCGUACGAUCGCAUAUUCGAGCAAGAAGACGAGACGGUCCGCAACACCAAAGCGGGAGACGCGCUGAAAGAGCGCAACGAGAAACGGAAGCUACUCCAGCAGUCAUUUCAGAGCAUUCGCGUGUGCUGCUUGCCCCGUCCUCACGGCGCCAUUGGAGAGCGCGAGAUCCUUCAGGCAGAGGUGUCGGCAGAGUUUACGGAAAAGGUCAGCGAACUGCGCCGUGAGCUCGCAACGGAUUUGCUGGUCGAGCCCCAUAGGUUUGGGGAUAGGCCUAUCGAGGGCGGAGUUGCGCUGGCGACUCUGCUGACUAAAGUGUGUGAAGCGGUGAACGACGGGUCAAACGACAUCGUCCCGCUCAGCAUGAUGGAGUCCGUGCAUGUGGAGCGCGCCGAGGGAGCAUACGAGGAGUCCAAGAAGGUGUUCUUUAGCACCCUCUCUCAACUGGGUGUGGAUCGCCCAAAGUCAGAGGCUGAUACAAAAACGCUCCUGGACAAAGCAGGGAGCACCGCCGUGGAGUGCUACACUCGAGAGACGCAGGGUUUGGCUCGGGCCGCUGUCGACAGAGGGGGGGAGAUGUUGGACCUGGCCAUUGCUCAGCGCGCUGGAGAAUGCUACGAUCGUCAGAAGGAUCAGAUUGAUGCAGCGCAGGCAGAGGUUGACCGUCUGAUCGACCAGGCGCAAACCUGUCACAUCAACAAGCAGCUGGUCGCCAUACGGAGAGGGUUGCCGAUGCGCAAGGGACAAGUUAAAUCUGCCUGGAACGGCAUGUGCAUUGAGCUGCACAAAAAACUGCAGGGCGACGUCGUGAAGAAGGUCGACGCCUACAAGGAUCUUAGUGGCGAUCUUCCGCGUGAGCUUCCUACGCUGGCGGCGUUCAAGAGCAGCAUACAAGGCAAGCUCGACCUCCUGUUGGCCGAGAAUGACCGGUUGGCCGCCGAGCGAGCCGAGGCGGAACGGAUCGAAAGAGCAAUCCAACUAGAGCGGGAGCGACAGGCAUGCCUGCGACAGCAAGAGGAGGAAGCGCAGAUGUGGUGGGAAGAAGCUCACAGAGAGAGGGGCCGGGGCAGGGGGCGGCGGGGGUAUUCGCCAUCAUCACGCGCCCGAUACGGCUACGACCACACCCUGUCGCCACCACCCACGCGAUGGCACACCUUAUCACCCCCACGCGAUCAUGGGACAAGAUACUACGACAACACGCUGUCACCACCACGCGACCGUAGGACAAGAUGCGACACGUUAGAAACAUGUUCCAUUUGUUCAGGUUGCUCAAUUUGCAGAGGGGGGAGAAGCCGCAGGGCAUCACCACCACCCGUCCCAUAUGACCCGCCGUCACCACCACACCACCGUGCUGGUGUGCGCGAAGAUAUAUCAGCAGCAGCAGCAGCAGCAGCAGCAGGGGCGCCGGCGGCAGUAGCAACUCCAAGCAGACGUACGCACGACGUCAAUGUGGGACCGAUCUGGGAUCAGGCCGACGCAGAGAGGAGGGCGCGCGAAUUCAUCGCCGAACAUCCCGACCAAGAGUGGACCGGACAAUGGACGACCACGUCGGAGGGGAAAGCAUCCGUUAUCGGUGUACGCGACAAGGCCGCAGCAGCAACUCGAAGCAGACGUACGCACGAUGUCAAUGUGGGACCGAUCUGGGAUCAGGCCGACGCCGAGAGAAGGGCGCGCGAAUUCAUCGCUGAACACCCCGACCAAGAGUGGACCGGACAAUGGACCACCACGUCGGAGGGGAAAGCAUCCGUUAUCGGUGUACGCGACAAGGCGUAACUCCCUCCUCGGGGGAUAGAUGGCUUACUACUCCCUCCAUUGGUAAAACAGGCAGUCGAAGACAAGACGGUGGUCGAGAUAGGCUGGUUGGUGUACUAUCGUCCAGCCCGUUCUGUGGAAGGGAUAGCUUGGAGUGUCUAAAUGCCCCACCCGUGCAAGUGAUGACAAAGGGAUUGUGGUGUACCUCCUCGGGCUUGUGUACCCUUUUCUUGCUGGUUUGCGUGUUCUUUAGAUCUUCUGAUGGCUCAAGCAUUGUUGUGACCAGGGACCGCGUCUUUGCUAGAUUUUGGGAUUAGCAACUGACACGAGUUUAAUGUGAAGGCCACAACAACAACAACAACAGUUUCAUUCCUACGUCACAUUAUAGCGUGUAGAGUGGAGCGGAGGGCUCCACACUGUUUGCCCCUGAUUUUUCGCUUUGGUAACCCUUCGGGUCCAUUUUUUUUCAGAAUACCUUUCGUACCGGAGUCAACCUGUGACUGCGGGAAUCGACCGCGUCAAGUGUUGCAUCAAAACGUACGUUGCAUCAGCGUGGACAGGGUACGACAGAUUAUGGCGGUAGAGGAUAGAGAGAUGGGAACGUGGAGACAAAAAAUAACAAAAUCAACUGGUUUGUGUGUCGUUGUCACAGGGAAAGGGACCGACUACUGUACCGUCCCUUCUCGCACGAGUAGUUGAAGGCAAGCAUACCAGGAGUCAGGCGAGGCACAAAAGAAAGUUCAUCUGCUUAGUUCCUUGUGUGUGACCCCGGGCUUCACUCAAAUAUUUGCAUCAGAACGCAGCAGGUUGUUUCUGGGAUGAAAAACACGUGCAGUUCUACUACCAUUUGAGUACCAUUCUAUUUUCCGUCUGACAAUUACUGGCCCUUUAUUCCGACAAAAAGUUCACUUCAUGUAUACAAAUACAAGGUUCUCCUUCGGGACGGGGGGGUGACGUAGGUAGUUAAGGAAGGUGAGAAUUCUUGGACUAGACCUACUCUAAAUCUUAAUGUUCAUCAGUGCUCGCCCCCGUACAAAAAAUGGCAUACAUCAUGGGACGGAGGAGGUGGAAAGGGUUGGCCGAAGAGGUUAAUUCGUAAGUUAAGGUUGUACAACUGUUGGGCAGCUGCAAUCUUGACACAGGUGGCGUAGGCAGUUGUAGCAGGCAUGAGAUGGAGGUAUUCCGGGACACUUUGGUAGGGUUGUUCAGGUUGACCAGCUAUUUGAGUGUUCUCUGAAUGGAUUCCAGCAAAGAUGGAGUCGUACAAAGUGUGUUGAGCCUGGUAAGGGGUUAUGGGAGUUGUCGUUGAUGUGGUCGAUGUUGCGUUCUGACCAGUUGGUACAUGUUGGGGUCGUUGAUAACUCGACGGGCAAUGCAUCUUAGUAGGCAUGCCCCAUCAUCGAUUUCAUUGACAAGUAGCCAAAAUCCUUGGUUACUGUUGUUCCCGUUGUUGGCGUUGCUGCCGUUGUUGUUGCCCGCCCCACCGCUGUCGUCAUCAUUGCGCGAUGUGCUAUUGCCAUUGUUGCAUCCUUCACCUUGGCUACGGUGCCCUACCGAGCUCCGGGUACGAGCGUUAAUAAUGUACCGACGAGCCUCCUGCGUGUCCCUGAGAAUGAAUCGCGAGAAAAGGCUCGUUGCCGCGAGAGAAAGAAAUGCCGAGGCAUGAAAAGUGACGAAAUCUUAGUCUAAAUGUUCAUAUUGUCAUACUCGCGGUUGACGCAGUCGCAACAGGCAGCGUAAGAAAGGCAGCACGAACUAUCUGGGGGGCUGAGCCGGGCAGCCAGCAGCUGUUGGUUCUUCUAGGGAUGCCUCUUGAAGGUUGAUAGUCGGUUGUCGUGCUGUUUCUUCUGUGAAAACGACGCCCCGCAUCUACUAGGUACCUUCGUAACACACGAGCUUCAAUGGAGCCGACCGAACGCACCAUGACCAUGACAGUCGGGACGUAGCCUAGGAGGGGACCGCUAGGCGUUCGGUUUCGGGUCUGCAGUAGGUUCGGAUAAUUUUGGGUCCAGAACAGGUUAACGCGAAACAUGUCUCACGAACUCCGAACAGUGAUGAUCAAGGAUCACACGUACUCGAACGUUCACGCAACAGGCUCUCCGCCCCAUGAUCUUUUUUUGCGUAAUAAUUACUGUACACAUAGAUAGGCACAUCAUCCAAUACAAGAUAUCGGCGCGUCAAUAUCCACCAAUAAAUGUUGGGAACAUUGGCACAACAGCAUUAUAGUGCACCUUUUACCACGCUUGUUCAACAGAUGACAAUGGGUGGUGUACGGCAUCAACCUGCCUGCAUAGACUACAGGUCACAUCCUGCCGAAAUAUCACAUCCAUCUGUGAAUGCCACCUAAGAGCUGUCGACUUCGAGCCGGAAGGGGAGGACGCAGACCACCACUUCUUCCCAGCGUCGUCCGCCGGCCCGUCGUCGCCGCCUCCAGCGUCGUCGUCGUCCUCUUCUUCGGAAGACGAGGGGAAUCGGUCGCACCCGUCAUCGGAUGAUGAUGAUCGUGUGGACCGGUUAUCGUCCUUGCAGUUGCUGGAGGCAACGUGCAAGGAGGAGGUGAAAGCGUACCUCCGAGCGUUGCGGCGUAGGCAGACUCCUCCGGAGCUCUCGCCAGCUACCGUCGCGUGGCAGCAGCGUCUCCUGACGGAGUCGGUGCCUGCUUCAUCGUUUGUUGCAACAGCGUCAGCUACGUCGUCUCGUGGAGCCUCGUCUCGUGGAACGAGUGCAACUACAACUCCAGCGGCAACGAGUGGAUCAAAUCCCUCGCCGAGUCCGUCGCUCACUGCGCCCGUCAACACGUCUACUUCGGUGUCGUGUUGCAUCUACGAAUGCGCAAUCGUACGUCGUCACACCUGUUACUUCAACGUCACAGAUGGCAUCGACUGCUGUAGCGACCGAAGCCCCCGUUCGUACUUUUCUGCAAGCAGCUACCGUUUCGAUAUCCGCGGCUGACCUCCGCAGCGUUCCCAAGCUGACUGGAGACCGUACAGAAAACGUGAUCGAAAUCUUGAAACAUUUUCGUACGGUGGUUGGGCUGAAAGCCGCAGCCGUCAACAUGGAUUCGUCGUUUGCUGAUGGGGUUGCACUCAAGCACGUUGCCCUGGUGGGAACAGGAGAAGUGUUGACCCUGAUANAGCGUUCCCAAGCUGACUGGAGACCGUGCCGAGAAUGCGAUAGAAAUCUUGAAACGUUUUCGUACGGUAGUUGGGCUGAAAGCCGCAGUUGUCAACACAGAUUCGUCGUAUGCUGAUGGGGUUGCACUCAAGCACGUUGCCCUUGUGGGAACAGGAGGGGUGUUGACCCUCAUACAGCAGAUCUUGUCUGGACAGNUUUUCCUCGUAUGCGCUCCGUUUCCGUGCUGUCAUGGCACGGUUCCAAGCUGCCGUCGAGCGUGAUGGUAGUCGUACGGCUUGGAAUUGCAUGACAGUAGCUCUGUGGCAAAAUGGGUUGACCCAUCGUUAUCGUUUGCUCGUUUCGAGCCAAUACCGUCUCCGUCCCUGAAACUCAGUGCCACAAAUGGUGCACCAGUCAAAGUUUUAGGAUUUAUUCCGUUCGUUGUUUGGUUGGGAGACGUGUCCCGCCGAAUCGAUGCGUUGGUCGUACCAUCGCUCGGUCCUGAUCAAAUACUCCUAGACAAUGAUGCAAUGACUCGGUUUGGGGCAGUACUUGACGGGAAAAAUGAACGUUUGACUUUUGAGUGUAGUGACACAAUUGUCCCCGCUAUUCAUCGUAAAAAAUCUCAACACGGCUAUGAUCCGUCGCCGUCCCCCCGUGUUGCAGCCGUUCAUCGAAAUGCGGA
Molecule: messenger RNA, 6293 nt
Organism: Ectocarpus sp. CCAP 1310/34
Lineage: Eukaryota; Phaeophyceae; Ectocarpales; Ectocarpaceae
Source: the annotation of a GenBank genome assembly